UGUUUCAUCUCCAUCACUCUAACUAAAGAUAAAGAUGUCGCUGUCUUGGAUUCUUUUUCUCUCCUUGGUCAGUCUUGGCUGCUCUUUGCCUUUACAAGAGAAGAGGGACGUUCUUCUAAAGCAAGAAAAAUCCCUCAGAGUUGGGGGCAGCGUAGUCUUGGGAGAGAAAGAACGAGAGGCCAACAAGAACCUGAUGAAGAUAAAAGAAGCAGAAAUGAAUGAGGCAAUCAGUACCGGCAUCUUCCCUCCCAGCAUGCACUUCUUCAAGGCUCGGGAGCACAUCCAGAAAAGCAAAGUGUUCAGUAUUCUUCGAGAGAUGCCCAAAGGGGGCGCUCUGCACUUACAUGACCCAGCAAUCUUGAGCGUGGAUUGGCUGGUGAAUUAUGCCUCAUAUCAACCACAAUGUUACAUCUGUUUCACAAGCGGUGGGGAAGUUAAUUUCUUGUUCUCCAAGCCAGCCCCAUUGGGGAAUCUGCCAUCCGGCUGUUCCCAGUGGCUCCUUCUCAAGACGUACCGAGAGAACCUGGGGAACGUCACUGAGUUCGAUAGAAGUCUGAUACGUAACCUAACGUUGCUGACGGACACCCCAGAGCUGGAUUACCCGACCCAAGACGUAGUAUGGCGCAGGUUUGAGGGGGCUUUUAUCGCAUGUUCUGGCCUCGUUCUCUACGCCCCUAUCUUCAAGAAGUAUAUCUACGAGGGUCUCAAAGAGCUUUAUCAAGACAACAUCCAGUACGUUGAGCUGAGAACAAUGCUCUCCCCGGUAUAUGAGCUAGAUGGCACAACGCACGAUCGCGCCUGGGUAGUGGCAGCUUACAGAGAGAUAGCCAAUCGAUUUAAGGAAGACUAUCCAGACUUCUAUGGAAUAAAGAUAAUUUAUACCGUACACAGACAAGAAGAUCUUCCUGUAGUGAAGGAAGCCAUUCAUUAUGCAAUUAAGCUCAUGUCUCAGUUUCCGGACAUCAUGGCAGGCUUUGAUUUGGUUGGCCAAGAAGAUCUCGGUAAAUCACUGUACCAGUUACGAGAAGCUCUCACCAUCCCCAGCAAGAUGGGGGAUACCCUGCCAUAUUUUUUCCAUGCUGGAGAGACUGACUGGCAAGGCAUGGAUGUAGAUGAAAAUCUGCUGGACGCCUUGUUGCUGAAGACUUCCCGGAUCGGUCAUGGAUACGCCAUCCUCAAACACCCUGCGGCCCGGGAGAUAUCUAUGAAGAUGAAUGUGCCUUUAGAGAUCUGUCCAAUCUCCAACCAGGUCCUCCUUUUAGUGUCUGACCUGCGCAACCACCCUGCAGCUACUCUGCUGGCUGAAGGUCAUCCUCUGGUUAUCAGCUCCGAUGACCCAGCCAUGUUUGGCACCCAAGGAUUGUCAUAUGACUUCUAUGAGGUGUUCAUGGGAAUUGGGGGCCUAAAGGCCGAUCUGAAGACUCUUAAACAGCUAGCGGUCAACUCAAUCAGGUUCAGCUCAUUGUCUCCAAAGAAGAAGGACAGAUUGAUGGACGUAUGGCAAAAAAAGUGGGAUAAAUUUGUGAAAGAUUUAGCCAAGACCAAGUGUGAAGAGCAUCAGUAGAACAUGAUGUGAGAUCUUAUUGUACGGCAUCAUGUCUGCCAAUCUGCAGGAUAAUGAAAUGUUUAUAUCUAAGAAUAGAAAAAAACAAAAAGUAAAAAAUUUACACAAAUCAAAAGAAGAGUGAAUGUGUCCUCAGGUACGAGAUGAUCGAGCACCAAUCAUAGUUCCUUUAUUCAUUUCCACAGGUCAAUAAAACACA
Messenger RNA from Hyla sarda, 1763 nucleotides. RefSeq names its product adenosine deaminase 2-like. Gene Ontology annotation, biological process: inosine biosynthetic process; adenosine catabolic process. NCBI's taxonomy places the organism in Eukaryota, Metazoa, Chordata, Amphibia, Anura, Hylidae. Gene Ontology annotation, molecular function: adenosine deaminase activity. The record is from RefSeq and is a predicted model, not a curated record. Bases 35 to 1564 code for a protein of 509 amino acids. The transcript has 9 exons.